Messenger RNA from Gavia stellata (red-throated loon), 1008 nucleotides. It is a transcript of the gene SDHD, whose product is annotated as succinate dehydrogenase complex subunit D. Gene Ontology annotation, molecular function: heme binding; ubiquinone binding. Gene Ontology annotation, biological process: tricarboxylic acid cycle; mitochondrial electron transport, succinate to ubiquinone. The record is from RefSeq and is a predicted model, not a curated record. Lineage: Eukaryota; Metazoa; Chordata; Aves; Gaviiformes; Gaviidae. The coding region runs from base 1 to 474 and encodes 157 amino acids. Gene Ontology annotation, cellular component: mitochondrial envelope; membrane. The transcript has 4 exons.
AUGGCGGCGCUGGUGCUGCUGCGGGCGGGGCUGGCACGGCCCCGCGGCGCCCCGAUGGCUCUCCUCGGGAGGACCCUUCGCCACCGCCCCGCGGCCUUGGCCGCCGUCGCCGACCGGAGCGCUCCGGCCCGGCAGCGCCACAGCCCCCCGCAGCAGGGCCACGGCAGUUCCAAGGCUGCGUCUUUGCACUGGACAGGUGAGCGAGCUGUCAGUGUCCUUUUGCUGGGUCUCCUUCCUGCAGCCUACCUGUAUCCUGGACCAGCCAUGGACUAUUCACUGGCUGCAGCCCUCACUCUCCAUGGCCACUGGGGUCUUGGACAGGUUAUAACUGACUACGUCCAUGGAGAUACACCCAUUAAACUGGCCAAUACUGGUCUGUACGUACUGUCGGCCGUUACCUUCGCUGGCCUCUGCUACUUUAACUAUUAUGAUGUUGGUAUCUGCAAGGCUGUUGCCAUGCUGUGGAGCCUCUAAGAUGCGACUGAGUCCCUGACAAACACGAUUGUUCACUGCUGCCUCUGCUUCAUCAUAUUUUUACCAACAUGUUUAAUGCAAAAGAAAUUAAUAACCAAGGGUCCAUAGUAUGUACAUACUGCAGCAAGUUCAGAGCUAGUCUUUUAGAAAUAAAUAUCCAUCAUUUUUUGAUGUAUUGCAACAGCAGUAAAAAUGUUAGAAAAGUAGAUUUAAAGUGGAUAAUGUCCGGGUGAGUUGAUUUAAGCUGCACUGUAAAUUGGGCGGAAUUGAUUACAUCAGUGACAGACUUACAUAGCUGAAGGUAACUUUCCUUGUAAUGGCAGCUUUAAUGAGUGUUUUUCUAAACUAACUGUUGUUUGGUUUCCCAUUUUGUAAAACAAACUUCACUUGCAGAAAAUUGAACUGUUAUUUCUGACAUCGCAACAACUGAACUGUAUGUAAGGCAUACCCUGUAACUCUUUGGACCCUGAGAGCUGAUGUAGAAAAGGGAAUACUUUUUUCUUAAUCCAUGCAAUAAAGAAUUUACAGAAAUUG